Molecule: messenger RNA, 1578 nt
Organism: Zingiber officinale
Lineage: Eukaryota; Viridiplantae; Streptophyta; Magnoliopsida; Zingiberales; Zingiberaceae
Exons: 1
Coding region: 88-1323 (411 amino acids)
Source: RefSeq, a predicted model, not a curated record
UGCCCCGCAUUUUGACCUAGUCACCCCCGCCACGGACUCGUCUUCGGUCACAUCAUCGGCAGGGAGGAGUGAACGACGGACGGCGAGAUGGAAACCGGCGCCACGGCCGAAGCGAAGCAAUGGCUGGCCAUCGCGCUUAGGCUCCUCGGGGAGCGGGAUCUUUCCGCGUGCAAGCGGUUCGCGGAGCGGGCGAUGGAGGCGGAUCCCCUUCUCGACGGCGUCGACCAGACCCUCGCCAUCGCCGACGUCCUCCUCGCUUCCCAGCGAUGGAUCAAUAACCACGUCGACUGGUACGCCAUCCUUCAGCUCCAGCCCCCCUCAGCUUCCUCCCCCUCCACUAACGCCGACAUGGCUGCCGUCAAGGGCCAGUACCGUCGGCUCGCGCUCCUCCUCCAUCCGGACCGCAAUAAGUUCCACGGAGCUGACUCCGCCUUUCGUCUUGUGACCGAUGCCUUUGCGGUUCUCUCGGAUCCCUCAAAGAAGUCCCUUUUCGAUGCCGAGCUCCACGUAGCCAACUCCUCCACCGCGAUGCCGUCUUCUCCUGACCAUACUUUCUCUUCCACCCCCACCCCUAUCUCCAAAGAUCCCUUUUGGACAGCCUGCCAAUCCUGCUGCUACGUGCACCAAUACUCUAGGGAGUAUCUAAACCAGACCAUCCGCUGCCCUAAUUGCCGCCAAGGGUUCCGAGCCACCAAGCUCGCAGCUUCUCCCCCGGUCGUUCCAGGCACCGACAUGUACUACUGCUCAUGGGGCUUCUUUCCUCUUGGAUUUCCUGGUGCUCCGGAUAUCUUCGCCAAAGGAGAUCUCAAUGCAGAGUGGAAACCGUUCUUUCCAAUGUCCUCCUGUUCACGAAUGAGCGAACCACUGAAAACUUCCAAUCAUCAGCAGCAAGAUAUGGCACGCUCAUCGUCGAAUCCACAUGGCAAGCCGCAGAAUAACGGGAACAAUGAGAACCUGGUGGAGCCAGAGUCGAUGCGGUCUGGUAUGAGGAGUAAGAAGAUGGCGGUGAAAAAAGUCGGGCGUCCAAGGAAGUAUCAUUUGGCUAGUGGGAACCAAGGGAAAAGUAGUGCAAGUGUUGAAUUGCCUAACGUUCCUGAGCCAUGGCCAGUCAGUGAGGCAAUGCCUAUAAACAUUGGAGGAGUCCAAGGUAGAGAUAUAAAUAUCAAUCAAGAAAUUAAGACUGGUUCUGAGGAUGGAGUCCAUGCAGUUGAUGAUUAUACUAUUAACUUUCAUAUAGAUGUUAAUGCUACUGAUGAAAUUCUAGACAACCUUCAGAAUCUUCCCUUUCUGAGGGAUGAAGAGCUGCAUCUGCGGAUGCCUUAGUGUACUAGUUUUUCAGUUCAAGGUGACAAAUGAUCACUUGUAAUGCCGCUGUAUUUUGAUUGGUCAGCAUUGUUGUAUUGGAAUCCUGACCACCAUUGUUUUAGUUAUCUUUUAUCAGUUCGUAAUCCUUGUAACUUUAUAAGGACUGCUUAAUGGGGAUUUGACUUCCUGAACUCCGAUUGCAUGGAAAGUGUUUUGUGACUUCUGCUAUUUGUGAAGGAAGAUUUCUGUGAAAGGUACUCCUUUUUAUCCUUA